Plasmodium malariae is the source of this 4149-nucleotide messenger RNA. RefSeq names its product conserved Plasmodium protein, unknown function. The record is from RefSeq and is a predicted model, not a curated record. NCBI's taxonomy places the organism in Eukaryota, Apicomplexa, Aconoidasida, Haemosporida, Plasmodiidae. Bases 1 to 4149 code for a protein of 1382 amino acids. The transcript has a single exon.
AUGGAAUACAAUGGAAACCUUGUAGACAUAGAAGGAAAUGACUUGAUAAUAAAUCAGAUAACCAAUGAUAGGACAAUCAUAAAUUGCAAACUUUUUUUAUUUAAAUUAAAAACAAAGAGCGACAAAUUGAGAUAUUAUGAAAUCAAAAAUUCCAUCGCAUCAAAAGAUUUUAUUAAGGCAUAUAUUGCUGAUGAUUCAAACGCCCUUUUACUCUCAGAUGAUUUAUUUUAUUUAUAUGAUAGUGAAAAUAAUAAAAAAAAUUGCUUAAUAAAUUUGAAUGACUGCGAACCAAGAGAUUUUAUAUAUUAUAAGAAAAAUUUAAUAUUUAUUCAAAAGGAUAAAUUUUCCUUAUUUCAAGCAAAAGCCGAUGGAAAAUGUAACAUUCUGCUAAAUUUAAUAGAUGCACCGUUAAAAGUAAAUUUUUGUUCUUGUAAUAAGGAUAUGCUAUAUUUAUGUACUAGCGCAAGAAUAUAUUUUUUAAAAUUAAUAUAUUCAAAGGAUAAAAUAUUAAAAGUUAAAAAUACGCAAAUGAGUCUUCCAUUCAAAUUUAAGCAAGAAGAAUAUGCAUAUCAUUCUUUUGAAAACAAAUUCUAUAAAAUUAAAAAUGAAUAUAAAGAAGUAAUACAUGUGUGUAGUUAUUCUGAUAAAGAAGUAACUGUAUAUAAAUUUGUUAAAGGAGAAUUUAAAAAUAAAAAAAAAUGUUUUGUAAAAUUAUCAGUAAAUAAAUUAAAUAAUGAAAUUAUAAAAGGAUGUUUUUUUUUUAAGAUUAAGAGGGUGUCAAAAGGUCAGGAAAAAAAAAAAAAGGACACAGAUGUUGUAAAUAAUAAUUAUAACGAGGUGGUAGUAAAGGGGUCAAAUGAUUCGAAUUUAGAGGAUGAAGUAACUGAGGGAAAAAAGAAAUGUGAUAGUGAAGAAAUUUUAAAAUAUGAAAAUGUGAACUGUGUGGAUAACUUACCCUGUGAUGAAAAUAAUUUGUUACAAAAUAAUGAUUCCAUUUUCUCGAAUGAGAAAAUUGUAAGAGAUGAAAAUUCAAAGUUUGAAGAGGAGCAUACUUGCUCCGAUGUAGUAACUACACAUAAUGGAAAAAAUAACAACAUUGAAAAUGAAGAAGAAGAAAAGAUAGAGGAAGACAUUUCUACAAAUAAAGAAGAGGAUAUUAUAAAGUUGUACUUAUUAAUUUAUAGUGAGAACGGGAGAAUUUUGAUAUAUUUUGUGGACUAUUUAAAUCUAGCUGAUUUUAAAUUUGGUUUUGUAGGGUUUAGUAACAACCCAAUUGCAUUUAUGCAUUUGCCAUUUAAAGCAAUAUAUAUAUAUAACAUAUCUGAAUUAUAUGAAAAAAGAGUAAUAAAACAAAAAAAAAUUAUUCAAAAAAAAAAAAAAUUAUCUUCUAAUUAUUGUAAAUACAUGGAGCAUAUAAUCAAUAAAGAAAUUUAUAUUAAUAGUAAUCUUUUUAUUGAUACAGUUUUAAUGAAUGAAGGUACAGUUAGCAUAUAUACCAUCCAAAUUCAUAAUAAUCUUUUACUUGAAUGUGAAAAUAAUAUGGAGCCUACGGUUAUCAAUGUUGUAAAUUGCAGUAAUAAAGUUGUGGCAGUAAAAAAAGCAAUAAAUAAUGAGAAUAAAAAUGAUGAAAUAAAAAAAAUUAUAAAUGAGUCCAAAUAUUCUUGUUAUUCGGAUAGUGAUUCAUAUAUAGAUAGUGAUAUUACAUGGACAAACAGUGACAAAAGUGAUGAUGAUGAUGAUAAUGAUAAUUCUUUGUACAAUGUUAAUAUUGAUUCUCAUGUGGGAGAAGAUAAUUUGAAUAAUUAUGAACAUUCGGGAAAAAUGGAAAAAACAAAAAACAUUGGCAGUUCUAGUAGUAUUAGUAAUGCACUUAGCCAAAACAAACAAAGCCUAUUAUCUGAAAUAGAUCAUUAUGAUAAUAUAAAAAAGGAGCAAGAUAAUUUUACUCAUAACAUAGCUGAUAAGGAUAAUAGUAAUGAUAACAUUAAUAAUGUGGGUAAUAACAAUGACAGUAAUAAUAUUGAAAAUAAUAAUAAUGAGAAUAAUAAUAUUGAAAGUAAUAACAAUGAGAAUGUUAAUAAUGAAAGUAAUAACAAUGAGAAUAUUAAUAAUGUGGGUAAUAAUAAUUACAGUAAUCAUAAUGAGAAUGUUAAUAAUGAAAGUAAUAAUAAUGAGAAUGUUAAUAAUGAAAAUAAUAAUAAUGAGAAUGUUAAUAAUGAAAGUAAUAACAAUGAGAAUGUUAAUAAUGAAAGUAAUAAUAAUGAGAAUGUUAAUAAUGAAAAUAAUAAUAAUGAGAAUGUUAAUAAUGAAAGUAAUAAUAAUGAGAAUGUUAAUAAUGAAAGUAAUAAUAAUGUUAAUAAUGAAAGUAAUAAUAAUGAGAAUGUUAAUAAUGAAAGUAAUAACAAUGAGAAUAUUAAUAAUGUGGGUAAUAAUAAUUACAGUAAUCAUAAUGAGAAUGUUAAUAAUGAAAGUAAUAAUAAUGAGAAUGUUAAUAAUAAUGAAAGUAAUAACAAUGAGAAUAUUAAUAAUGUGGGUAAUAAUAAUUACAGUAAUAAUAAUGAGAAUGUUAAUAAUGUGGGUAAUAAUAAUUACAGUAAUAAUAAUGAGAAUGUUAAUAAUGUGGGUAAUAAUAAUUACAGUAAUAAUAAUGAGAAUGUUAAUAAUGUGGGUAAUAAUAAUUACAGUAAUAAUAAUGAGAAUGUUAAUAAUGAAAGUAAUAAUAAUGAGAAUAAUAAUAAUAAUGAGGAUAAUAAUAAUGACAGUAAUGAUUAUGGUAGUAAUAUAGAUGAUAAAAUAAUUGAGGAAAAGGAAGAAAUAGAUCAAGAUAAAAGGAAGGGAAAAUGUAACGGAAAUAUCUAUACAAUUGAACAGUUAAAAAUGGGUCAGAAAAAUGAAGAGACUCUAGAAAAUAAUAUAGAAUGUGAAAUAAAAGAAAAUGCUUCGAAAAACCAGAGUUUGUUAUAUUUGACACAUCACAAGAACUCAAGUAAUGAUUCAUGUAUCUCUACACCUUCAUCAGUAAAUAGCAUAAAAUUAAAGACGUCCACUUUUGAAGUAAACCAGCAGAGCGCGAAACAGAUAAGCGAAAACGGGGAUGAAGAAGCAGAAAAAGUAGUAGAAAAUGAAUUAGAAAAAGAAAAGGAAGUUUAUGAGAUUUAUGAUAAAGAAGGUGCCCAUAUGGAAAAACAUCCAAAAGUGAAUGAAGACCAGGAAAAAAAUGAGAAUUUAGAAGUAAAUGUAGACCCCGAAAUGAGUGAACCACAACACGACAGCAUUAGGCAGAAUGAUAUGACAGAAGGCAAUAAAGUGAAAGAUGGUGGUGAUAUACAAACAUGCAAUGAAAAUGUAGAAUUAAAGGGAGAAAAGGAAAUGAAUCAAACAAAUUUUGUUGCUGUUGAUACAGAAAAAGGAGUGGGGGACCAAAAUGAAUUUAAUGAAAAUAAUGAAGAGGAAUUUGAUAAAAAUGUAGAACAAAAGAAAAAGAAAAAAAGAAAAAAGGGAAAAGACAAAAAAAUAGAAAGUAUAGAAAAGGAAGAUGUGGAAGAAGAAACUACAGAAGAAAAGAAAAAAAAGAAAAAAAAGAAAAAGGCAAGAAUAGAGGACAAUAUUUUAGUCGAUAAAAAAGAACAGAGUGAUAAACAUGAUGGUAUUAAUAAUGAUGAUUCUGAAAAACAUUUGAAUAAUAAAUUACAUAAUAAUGAUUUAAUAAAUUCUAAUAACAACCUUUUAGUAUUAUCAUCAAUGAUUAAACUUUAUUUAUCAUUAAGAAAAUAUGGUGCACUAUUUAGUUUACUUUGUGUAUCAGGUAAGAAACAAAUUAAAAGCACUGUUAAGAAUAUGGGGAAAAAAUAUUCCAUUAAAUUACUAGAAUAUCUUUUAAACACACUAAUGAGAAAUACAUAUGCUCUUGUUCCUUUUUAUAAGUGGAUUAAAUGUAUAUGUAAAGUAUAUAAAGAUUCUCUGAAAGGGAGAAAACAUCGUUCUUUAGUUACUAAAAUAACAAAUGUUGCAGACAAAUAUGUGAGAAAUGAACAUAUAAUAAAUCUCGUUGUAGACAAAAUUAGUUGUACUGUUGACAGUAUAAUGAAAAAUAAAAUUUUGGAAAAUACAGAAAUUCUUAAUUAUAGAGAUGGGACUAUCAUGAAAUGA